AUGAGACAAGACCAAGCACUAAGCCAAAAAGUCGGCUUGCUAAAAGGCAUGAGCAUCUAUAAAUUUUUUAGAGUGAUUUAUGGUUAUCGGGAGAAUGGUGAGCCUUUUAUUGUUGCCAAAGUCCAAAAACCGCAAGUAAGUUCCAAAGUCUUUAUCAAUAACGAUUAUGGCUUCACCGAAGAAGUGGAAAAAGAAUUCUCCGAUUAUUUUGACAAAGAUUUAAAGUUAAAAAAGAAAGUGCGAAAAAUUUUCCCCAAAGCAAAAUCAAACAAAACCAAUUCUGAAAACCUUGCGAUACUAGCGAAGACGCUAUUUGAAUCCAAGGUCAAGGUUGAAAACUCCACUGUCCUAUCCGUCAAGACCACCACACCGAACCCAUUAUCAGAUUAUGCCGAUGUGCGGGGCAGAUAUAAGAUACCCGAAGAGCCUGCCAAUUAUUUUGUCGAUGAAGUGAAUGUUUAUUUUCGCGGCACUGAAUACUUAAAAAACCGCAAGGUUAAUUCAGGUAUUUACACCCCUUUAUUUUUGCCCUGGUGUUCGGUGUUAAGAAUUGAAGCCUAUGAAGACCUUAAAUUAGCGGAGGAAUGGUCCUCUAACAUGGCCCCUUACCAAAAAGGCGGUUUUUUUAGUCUGUUUAGUGGUGGUGAUUACGACCAAGCCAAAAAAAGACUGAAUAUUAAAGAAUACAAAAUUUUCCUCCAAAAGAAAGAUUUUCAAAAUUAUGACACUAAAUUCUUUAAAGCCUUAUUGCCGUUAUUAAACAAGAAUAGAAAAGAAUUUAAAGUUCCCCCAGGAAAAAUCCCUGUCCCUAAUGCCUUAAAAGACGUUAUCAAGGAUGAAUUCUUUAUCGUGGAAGAAAAACCAACUCCUACUUUCUGA
Paraglomus brasilianum is the source of this 879-nucleotide messenger RNA. The record is from the annotation of a GenBank genome assembly. NCBI's taxonomy places the organism in Eukaryota, Fungi, Glomeromycota, Glomeromycetes, Paraglomerales, Paraglomeraceae.